Pteronotus mesoamericanus is the source of this 1989-nucleotide messenger RNA. It is a transcript of the gene SARAF, whose product is annotated as store-operated calcium entry associated regulatory factor. The transcript has 6 exons. The coding region runs from base 223 to 1227 and encodes 334 amino acids. Lineage: Eukaryota; Metazoa; Chordata; Mammalia; Chiroptera; Mormoopidae. The record is from RefSeq and is a predicted model, not a curated record. Gene Ontology annotation, cellular component: endoplasmic reticulum membrane. Gene Ontology annotation, biological process: regulation of store-operated calcium entry.
GGCGGGUCCAGGAGUUGUGCGCUCUCGCCCCCAAACGUGCCGCAGCGGCAGUGACGUGAGAUAGGAACGCAGACGUCCGUGGCUGUUGCGGCUCUGCAAACGGGCUGUCUGUGCUUCAAGACCGGAAUUCCUGCCGUCCCUGUGCAGCUGCGCGCGGAUUUUCACAGCCCCGGUUCCGGUCCGCGAGUACCUGGCAGCCGCGCGCCAUCUUCGCCCAGCGCCAUGGCCGCGGCCGGUAGGCCCGGAGCGGACAGACGCUGCCCUUUCGUUGGUCUCCUUUUGCUUCUGAUCGCGGGCCCUGCCCUGGGCUGGAACGACCGUGACAGAAUAUUGUUGCGGGAUGUGAAAGCUCUUACCCUCCACCAUGACCGCUAUACCACCUCCCGUAGGCUGGAUCCCGUCCCACAGCUGAAAUGUGUUGGAGGCACAGCUGGAUGUGACUCUUACACCCCAAAAGUGGUUCAGUGCCAGAACAAAGGCUGGGAUGGGUAUGAUGUACAGUGGGAAUGUAAGACCGAUUUAGAUAUUGCGUACAAAUUUGGAAAAACUGUGGUGAGCUGCGAAGGCUAUGAAUCCUCUGAAGACCAGUAUGUGCUAAGAGGUUCCUGUGGCUUGGAGUAUAACUUAGAUUACACAGAACACGGCCUGAAGAAAUUGAGAGAAUCUGGAAAAAACUAUGGCUUUAACUCUUUCUCAGGUUAUUAUAAAAAGCUGUACUCCCCAGAUUCCAGUGGCAUCAGUGGAUUGAUUACGAUCGCGGUGUUACUUGCUAUCGCCUUUGGAGUUUAUAAGUUGUUCCUUAGUGAUGGCCAAGAUUCUCCACCAUGUUCUGAGUAUCCUCCAAAUUCGCACCGUUACCAGGGAUUCACCAACUCAACAGGACCUCCCCCUCCAGGCUUCAAGCCUGGGUUCACAGGACCAUAUGGUGCAACUUCUGGUUUUGGUAGUGCUUUCACAGGACAACAAGGAUGUGAAAAUUCAGGACCAGGUUUCUGGACCGGCUUGGGAACUGGAGGAAUAUUAGGGUAUUUGUUUGGCAGCAACAGAGCAGCAACGCCCUUUUCGGACUCAUGGUACCACCCACCCUCCCAGCCCUCAUACUCCAGCCCGUGGAAUAGCCGUGCUUACUCACCAUUUAGUGGCGGCUCAGGUAGCUCUUCAGCGUGUUCAAGUUCAGAGACGAGAACCAGAACAGCAUCAGGAUAUGGUGGUACCAGAAGACGAUAAGAAAAUAAAAAGUCGAAGUCAAACGUUGGAUGCAGAAUUUCUGAUUUUCAUCACUUUCGCUAAAAAAACAAGGGCUGCUAGCUAACAACUGGGGAAGGGGAACAUUAAAAAAUUCUGUGAUGUUUUGUCUUGUAUAGCUUUUGUGUUUUAUCAUUUAAUGAGACUAAGAGUUGAUAAUAUGACGAAAUACUUCGUAGAAAAUUGUGUUAGAGUAACAUGCAGAUGUUUAUUACAACUUUUGAAAGUGAUGAUUACUGUAGAAUGCUGAAAAUGUAUUGUUUAAUUUCUAAGACGUGAUGCCAUGAAUGAAGGCUUUAUGGACACUGAGUAAAGAAAAUUUAAAUCUGGUUUUAAUUCAUGAGUUAUAACCUAAUGGAGACAAUAAUAUAUUUGGUGUUUGCUGUUCUUCAAACAUUUAAACCAAGCUUUGGACUACUAAUUAUACUGACGUGUGGGUUUUGAUUGCUUUUGAGCUCAGGAGCUUUGAAUCCUUCAGUGGUGGUGGGGUUCUGGUGAGAAUUACCUCUUUUAGAAAAAGGUAGGGGAAAAGUAUCUAGAAGGUUGGUGUGAAUGAUUGUGUGCUUAUAAAAAUUCUUGAAAACUUCUUUAUUUAUUUCUUAGGAGGUAAAGUUCACAUGCUCCAACAAUGGUCUUUAAAUAGCAAAAGCAUGCAGUUCUCUGUGGAAUUUAAAAUACUGUUGUAGCAGUCUGUCUGAAUUACAUUAAAAUGACAGAAAAAAUAAAAAUGAGAUUUUACUCUUA